UGAUCUGUGGCAUCUGUGCCCAGGGAAGCAGGACCCCCGGCAGGGGCGGAAGUGGAGGGGCACCAUGGUCCUGCUGCGCCUGGCGUGGGAGAGGACCUUGCCCCGGCUGCUGACCCUGCGGGCCAUCAUCCACAAGCUCACUCAUCUGCUGGCCUUCGAACUCUUCAUCCUCACUGUGGUUUUCAUCCACACGGCAGUGCUGGUGGUGCAGACCUUCGCCGCGGUGCAGGUCCGUGGAGAGUGGUUCUUCUCUGUCAUGGACGCUGUCUUCCUGUGUGUGUACGUGCUGGAGGCACUGCUGAAACUCAUCGCCCUGGACCUCGACUACUUCCGCAAUCCCUGGAAUGACAUUGAUUUUUUCGUCAUGAUCAUGAUGGUGCUGGACUUUGUGCUGCCGCUCCUCAUCUCCCCGGGCCACAACACCCACGAGAACGCUGUCAGCCUCUUCCGUGUGCUCCGCGUCUUCAAGGGUGUCCGGGCUGUGCGGGUCUUUAGGCUGCUGCUCACACUGCGGGUGCUGGAGAACCUGCAGGAGCUGACAAGCACCUUCGCGCUGUCUGGCCCGUCCAUCGGGGCCAUCCUGCUGCUGAUGUUCACCUGCCUCUUCAUGUUCUCGGUAGUGCUGCAUGACCUGUUCCAGAACUCUGACCCCCAUCGCUUCGGGGAGCUCUUCGACACCAUCUUCACCCUCUUCCAGCUCUUCACGCUAGAUGACUGGUCCUUCAUCUACCUGGACAGCGUCCAAGGGGGUGCCUCAUACAUUAUCUUCUUCCUGAUGGCCUACAUCCUCAUUGAGUACUUCACCUUCCUUAACCUGGUCAUCGCUGUCCUGGUGGACAAUUUCCAGUUGACCCUGAUCAAGCGCCAAGAGCUGCAGAAGCAGAAGAGUCUGCUGCAGCCCAAGGAGAGCAGCAUAGAAGAUAUUGUAUCAGGCAAGCCAGCCCAGGAGGGACAGAUGAAGCUGGAGGACGAUGAAGCCUUCCUGGCUCAGCUCAACAAGCACAUGGACGGCAGCGAGAGCAGGGAGAAGCAGCUGCUCUUCACCUACCUGCAGCUGAUGGCAUCAGUUGAGCACCUCCAGCAGCAGUUCCGCUCCCAGGCCGCCACCACCGACAAGAUUGUCGACAGCUUCUUCGAGACAGCCGAGCAGGACUUUCCCCACCACUGAAAAGGCCGGGCUGUCCACACUGUGGGGAAAGAAUGUGCCCGGAGGCCCAGGCACUGCAGCCAUGAGGCUGGGACAGGCCCCAGAUCCAGCCCUCGCCCAGACACUGCCACGGCUCUGUAUUAAAAGGCUCCUGGCCACCAGGGAUGCAGGGGAAAUGAUGUGUGAAGAGUGACAGUGAGGGGAAGGAUGUCAGGCCACACCAUGUCUUUUCCCUGCUUUGGGCCCCAGACUCCUGGGUUCUCCCCCCAGAUCUGGGGGGAGGAGGAAAGCUAGUGCAUUAGAGUAGGGGUGGGAGGCUGGGAGCCAGGACACCUGGGUUCUAUGCCCAGCUCUGAUGGUCUUCCAAUGUACACUGACUCCUGGCCCUCCCAUGAACACAAGACACACAGAAGCUCAGCUAAAGGACCCUGCAACUCCUGGCCUUGGCAGCUGAGCCCUGUGGGGAAGCAUUUACAAGGGCCAGCACUGCAGCCACUGCACCAGUGCCCAGGGAUCCCUGCUGAGCUGGUCCUAGGGGCCUUGGGAAUCUCAAGGACAAAGGCCAACUGAUGUCCGUGUCUGGGAGCGAUGCCAGACAGAUUCAGAUGGGGAAUGAGGGGCAGAGGUUUAGCAGUGAGGGGGAUUCUUCAGCAAGGCAGCUCUCCUGGGAUAGGGGAACGCUCCACCCCUUGAGGACUUUACAUCCAGGCUGCACAGCUCUAAAAGCCAUGCUGUGGUCCCACCCCCAAAU
Molecule: messenger RNA, 1898 nt
Organism: Malaclemys terrapin pileata
Lineage: Eukaryota; Metazoa; Chordata; Testudines; Emydidae
Gene: CATSPER1
Product: cation channel sperm associated 1
Exons: 11
Coding region: 65-1168 (367 amino acids)
Biological process (GO): flagellated sperm motility; transmembrane transport; calcium ion transport
Cellular component (GO): CatSper complex; membrane
Molecular function (GO): calcium-activated cation channel activity; voltage-gated calcium channel activity
Source: RefSeq, a predicted model, not a curated record